This is a messenger RNA of Mesoplodon densirostris (Blainville's beaked whale), 818 nucleotides long. It is a transcript of the gene DTYMK, whose product is annotated as deoxythymidylate kinase. Gene Ontology annotation, biological process: dTDP biosynthetic process; dTTP biosynthetic process; dUDP biosynthetic process. The transcript is spliced from 5 exons. The coding region runs from base 18 to 656 and encodes 212 amino acids. NCBI's taxonomy places the organism in Eukaryota, Metazoa, Chordata, Mammalia, Artiodactyla, Ziphiidae. The record is from RefSeq and is a predicted model, not a curated record. Gene Ontology annotation, cellular component: cytoplasm; cytosol; nucleus. Gene Ontology annotation, molecular function: dTMP kinase activity; ATP binding.
AGGCGGGAAGCGCGGCGAUGGCGGGCAGGCGCGGUGCUCUCAUCGUGCUGGAGGGUGUGGACCGCGCGGGGAAGAGCACGCAGAGCCGCAAGCUGGUGGACGCGCUGUGCGCCGCGGGCCACUGCGCCGAGCUGCUGCGCUUCCCGGAAAGAUCAACUGAAAUUGGCAAGCUUCUGAGUUCCUACUUGGAAAAGAGAAGCGAGGUGGAGGAUCACUCGGUGCACCUGCUUUUCUCUGCGAACCGCUGGGAACACGUGCCGCUAAUUAAGGAGAAGCUGAGCCAGGGCGUCACCCUGGUCGUGGACAGGUAUGCCUUUUCUGGGGUCGCCUUCACCAGCGCCAAGGAGAAUUUCUCCCUGGACUGGUGCAAGCAGCCGGACGUGGGCCUCCCCAAACCGGACCUGGUCGUGUUCCUGCAGCUAGAGCUGGCAGAGGCCGCCGCGAGGGGCGAGUUCGGCCGUGAACGCUACGAGAGCAGCCCUUUCCAGCAGCGGGCCCUGCAGCGCUUCCAGCAGCUCCUGGGAGACUCGAGUCUGCCCUGGAAGACAGUCGACGCCUCCAGGAGCAUUGAGGACGUCCACCAGGAAAUCUGCAUGCUGUCUGAGGGUGCCAUCCAGGCCGCUGCACACAGGCCGCUGGGGCAGCUGUGGACAUAGAGGGACAGGACCCCCGUCUGCCAUCCGCAAGGCAGGAGCCGCAUGUGCACAGCGUCCGGGGGGCGAAGCGGGACUCCCCGGGGAGCAGCCUGCAGGGCAGCCUUCUCCUGCCCUCACCUGUGCCCCGAAGAUACUAAUAAAUUAGUUAUUGUGUUUUGCUUA